GCGGCGCUCCCCGCCAGAGCAGCGGCAUGAAGGAGCCGUCGCUGCCCGGCACCUCGCUGCAGCGGGCCUGCCGCCUCCUCGUCGCCUUCUGUGCCCUCCACCUCUCGGCCACGCUGCUAUACUACCUGGCGGGCAGCGCCCUGGGGCCGCCGGGCAGCCCCGAGCCGCCGCCGCGCCGCCCACCGCCCGCCAACCUCUCGCUGCCGCUCUCCCGCCCGUCGCCGCCCGCCGCCCGGGCCCGAUCCCCACCCGCCCAGCCGCCGCUGGGCCCCUGCCCCGAGCCCUCCCCGCUGCUCGUUGGUGCACUGCGUGUGGAGUUCUCCCAGCCUGUAAACCUGGAAGAAGUGGCAAGAAUAAACCCACAGGUCAGAGCAGGAGGUCGUUUUGCUCCGAAGGACUGUGUAGCACUUCAGAAGGUAGCAAUAAUCAUACCGUUCAGGAACCGAGAGGAGCACCUCAAGUACUGGCUCUAUUACCUGCACCCAAUUCUCCAGAGGCAGCAACUAGAUUAUGGAGUAUAUGUUAUCAACCAGGAUGGAGAAGAAGAAUUUAACCGUGCUAAACUGCUGAAUAUUGGAUUUGCAGAGGCCUUAAAGGAGUAUGACUAUGAUUGCUUUGUGUUUAGUGAUGUAGACCUCAUCCCAAUGGAUGACAGGAACACCUACAAAUGUUACAGCCAGCCACGACACCUCUCUGUAUCCAUGGAUAAAUUUGGAUUUCGGUUGCCUUACAAUCAGUAUUUUGGAGGCGUGUCCGCCCUGAGCAAAGAGCAGUUCACAAAGAUCAAUGGGUUCCCAAACAAUUACUGGGGCUGGGGUGGUGAAGAUGAUGACAUUUAUAACAGGCUGGUGUUUAAAGGCAUGGGGAUAUCCCGUCCGGAUGCGGUCAUUGGGAAGUGCAGAAUGAUCCGGCAUUCCCGGGACAGGAAGAAUGAACCCAACCCCGAGAGGUUUGACCGAAUUGCUCACACACGGGAGACAAUGAAUUCUGAUGGCUUAAAUACACUAUCCUACAAGGUGUUAAGAACUGACAAAUACCCUCUCUACACAAAGAUCACAGUGGAUAUAGGCUCCCCCAAUAGCUAACAUCAGAGACACAACAGAGACUUCCCUAUAUUGCCCAGGAUAUCUGGCCUCACUGAUGCAUUAUAUGUGCUGGUUUUAAAAGAGUUGCAGUGAACCAAAAAAAAAAAAAAAACGGCCUCUUUUGGCAUGCCAAAGUGUCUCCAAAUUGGUUGGACAAGUGCUUUUUAAAUUUUUUUUUUAAAUUUCAAACUUGACUUUACACAACUUUCUAGCUCUCCGUCGUUUUGUAAGUCCAGAAGCUGUACAUACGAGUUGUAAAUAGUUACUUUGCCAUAAAAUGUUGAAUCUGAUCUAUUUGCUGCAGUACUCCCCAUGUCGAAUUAAUUGCUGGACUCAAAAUUUUCUGAUUAUGACUGUGAUAGAUCAACAGUUACUGCCCAUGAUAUUUGGUAUUUUGAAUGAGGUGUGUGCAGGCAUUCUUUUUAAUUCAUUCCUGGUUUUACUUUAUGAAGGACUCUAAAAUGCUGCUAAAAUUGUCCAAGUUUACGCUUUGCAUUAGAUUUUUUUAAAUGGAGACAGCAAAAUACAACUUUUUUCUCAGAGUGACCAAAACAUCUCCUCUAUGUGCAGAGCAGGUGUUGAACAAUCAAGUCUGGAUUCAAUGAAUGUCAUUAUUUCUUUUAGUUUCAAAGGAGGCUUUGAGUGAGUUGACACAGUUUGCCAGAAUUUGUGGAUAAGCUCCCUGCACAGUGUGGGAAGCUAUACAGAUGACCUCUCUAAAAUCUGCUGGCUUCAGAUAACCUUACUUCUGGAUAUGAUAGAGAUUAUUUGCUUCAGCACAACACCACCUAGGAUUUUUUUGGGGGGUGGAGGAGUUCAGAGAGGUGUUUGCAGUGUUGAUUUGUCUUUUGGGUUUUUUUUUUCCAUGAAAUAAAGAUUAAUUUCAUUGCACAAAUAAAUUAUGGCCUUAACAUUUGCUAACAUUUGUUAGCGGUGUUGGGAAGUUACCACGCUAUUUAAGCGUUGUCUGAAGCUUCCUAAAACCAAAAUUUUCUCUUGCAAGGUUGUGCAUAAAACUUGAAAUCUUUUAUUACUUUUGUUGUUGUAACAUUUUAAUAACUUUUAAAAGCAAUUUGUGUAUCAUAAGCAGUAUAUUUAAUACCAGAUUAAAGUAGGGUGCAGCGUAAUAGGAUGUGAUUCAAAGCCUCCUUUAUCUUUAGACUAGUAGGCUUUUCAUGUGCAUCAUUAUGUAUAAGCCAUGUAUUUUGUUUGCUCUGUGUAUUUGUCUAUUAAAUCUCCUGCGGUGCUGAGAUAUUCACAGCAGGGCCGACAUCCAAA
Molecule: messenger RNA, 2363 nt
Organism: Agelaius phoeniceus (red-winged blackbird)
Lineage: Eukaryota; Metazoa; Chordata; Aves; Passeriformes; Icteridae
Gene: B4GALT1
Product: beta-1,4-galactosyltransferase 1
Biological process (GO): carbohydrate metabolic process; protein N-linked glycosylation
Cellular component (GO): Golgi apparatus
Molecular function (GO): cytoskeletal protein binding; beta-N-acetylglucosaminylglycopeptide beta-1,4-galactosyltransferase activity
Source: RefSeq, a predicted model, not a curated record